Symbiodinium sp. CCMP2592 is the source of this 2472-nucleotide messenger RNA. NCBI's taxonomy places the organism in Eukaryota, Dinophyceae, Suessiales, Symbiodiniaceae. The record is from the annotation of a GenBank genome assembly.
AUGGUGCAUGUGGUAGGCAUCGGCCUCUGGUUGGCGGCUGUACUUGGCGUACGCACGGUGAUCGAGCAAGACCUGACCUUGGACUGGCGAUCGCAGUUCAACGUCGUGUGCGCGCUACUGCUCUGCUUUCUUUGGGGCAGCGCCUUUGUCACAGGACUCUCCACCUUUGUUGUCGCUCACGUCGCCAGCCGCUGGUAUGCGAGAGGCCCACUGGCUAGCAGCGAGUCGCCAGUCCAGGCACUGCUGGUUGGGCUGCGCUACCACGCAGGCAGCAUAGCUCUUGGAUCUUUGUUGCUGGCCUUCGUGCGUUUGUUGAACAUCCUGCUCUGGUGGGCCGAAAAGGCGCAGGACGAGGUCGUCCAGCAGGCCGUCCCGGGUGGACCGAGGCGUCGGCAAAGGCCUCCGAGCUGUAUGCGAUCAUUCCGAAACUUCGCCGCUGAGAUCCUGGAGGCCGUGGCCACUUGGGCCUCAAAGCAGGCCUUCGUGCAAGUUGCCAUCAGCGGCUGCGGCUUCGUGCCUGGUGCUACCAAGGCAGCAAGGCUCUCUGCCUCUGCCCCACUCGGCUUCCUCGUGGUCGAGGGCCUGGCGAAUGCCUUCCACCGAAUUUGUGAGCUCUUUCUCAUCGGCUUAGCCGUGGUCAUCGCUUCGGCCUGGGGUUGCGAGGGCUUCAAGGAGCUGUUGCCGCCCGCAGCCGCCGCCUGGCUGGCUGCCGAGUCCUUGCUCCACCCCUACAGCGUGGCCACGACGACCAUCCUCCAUUGCAUCUUGAUGGACACCCAUACCAAGCAGGAGAAUGAUCGGGCCCCAUCCGAAGCAAGCAGCCUAAGAGCAGUCAUGGAGCAGUGGGACCGGGAGGAGGUGUGGCAGCAGCCACCCAGCCACCGUGGAAGCCGUGACAAGCCCACGGAGUCAUCCAGACGCAAGAUGCUCAACACCAUCAACGAGCUAUUGCACCCACCCGGCCACCAUGGAAGCCGUGACCAGGCCCACGGAAUCCUCUCGGCGCAAGACGGUAAGCGCCAGCAAGACCGUCACGCCGACGCGGCGGCCUCGGAGAGCGAGGGCCCGAAGCGGCGGCGCACAGCCGAAGGUCAUCUUGACUGGACCUGUGCCAACUGCAGCGCCCACAACUACAGCUAUCGCGGGGCUUGCUUCAGGUGUAAAAUGCCUCGUGGCCCAGGAGUUAUGGGCGAGCGGCGCCACCCAGAGGAGCCGAGCCCCUGGCAAGGAGCAGAGGCCGCUGCCUGUGCAAACGGCGCCGGAGGCCUCCCGGCUGCUGAGAACACCUUUACCGUGAUCGAGGUCCCUGAGUCGUACAUUGGCCUGCUGAUCGGUAAGGGUGGCUAUGACAUCAGGCAGCUCCAGGCGUGCACGGGCGCGGCUGUCCAGGUCGGCAAACUCUCCUUCGAAGGCUCACGCAAGGUUUGCCUGAACGGAAGUGCCGAGGCCCAGGCGGCCGCGGAAGCCAUCAUCAAGAGGAAGCUGAUGGAGUGGGCCGAGAAGGAUGCCUACAAGCCCAUCACCGACUACAUCUUGGUUCCGAUGAAGUUCGCUUCCAAAUUGAUCGGCCCACACGGCUGCGUCAUCAACCAGGAACCAGACCCGCCGGUGCCGCAAAUGGCCCGGCCCGAAUGCAGAUACGGCCAAUUGAACUCCCCAUCGCUCGUGGGCCACAACCUGGCCCACGAGCGAUCGGGAGCUGCAUUGGCCUUCAAGAGCGUGUUCGUGACCGAGGGUGCCCGCCACGGUUACUUCGAAAGCCGCAGGCUCAAGCUGCGUCCGCCCGUGCCACGCAAAGAAAGCGCCGAGGAUGAGGUCGAGAAGGCCGAGAUCAUCAAGAACCAAGCAGCACAGGUGCUCUUCGAUGGUACACAGGAGCGCUGCAGCUCCAGCGUGGAGAAGCUGCCGGAAGACGUGCAGACGCUUUGCAAGCAGACGCGGCCGGACAGCUUGCUCGAUGUAAUGCUGGAGAAGCUGCAGAACAGCUCUCAAGACGUGGCUCUCUGGCUCUGCUCGGCUGCAGAAGGUACUAUCGACAAGGAGUGGAGUACGCGCUACUCAGAGCGACUAUCCUGCGAUGAAGCCGCAACGAGCACAAUCGGGGCAAUGCUGGAUCUUGACAGUCACGCCACCUUAGCUGGGAGAGUCUACGCUGCUGCGCGCUUCAUGCUUUGGACGUCGAAGUUCGCCUUGGUGGUGGCCACGCCGUUCAUUCCUCUCCCCUUCGGCUUUCUCGCGCGGAAGUUUCUGGAUGUGGUCAUCGGGCAGCUGACCGGCGAAGCAGAGGAGGAGCUCAGCACUCUUGAGAAGAGGAUGGAGAAGAAGAUGGAGGAGAUUAGCCGCCGAACUGCUCAGAAGCUGCAGCUGGAGGAGGCCUUUCGCAUUGGCAGCGCCCACGCCCGGGCCGCCAACGACCAGAUUAAGGACAUGGCGAUGAUCGAUCACCUGUGGAGCAGAUGCCUGACUGGAUAG